UUCCCCGCCCGGGGCGGUGCCGUGCCGUGCCGAGUCGCGGAGCGUAGCGCGGCGCAGCGGCCGCGGGCACGGCGGAGCCCCGCGGAAGAUGGCGUAUAUCCAGUUGGAACCAAUAAACGAGGGUCUGCUCGCUAGAAUCUCGGAUCUCUUGCUGUGCCGGUGGACUUGUAGAAAUUGUUGUCAGAAGUGUUUCGACUGUAGCUGUUGUCAAACAAAUGAAGAUGAAGUUGAAAUCCUGGGACCUUUUCCUGCUCAGACUCCAGCCUGGCUGAUAAGCAGCCAAAAUGAGGACAAAAAUGGAGACUCUGAUAAUACAAUCAGUGACCUGCCUCCCACUCUUCAGGAUGUUUCCCCUGACAGAAGGCGGUCGUCUUCAGAUACAUCACGGUCCACUUACAGCCUCACCAGGCGGAUUUCAAGUUUAGAGUCAAGGAGGCCAAGUUCUCCAUUAAUUGACAUUAAACCUAUUGAAUUUGGAAUAAUAGGAGCCAAGAAGGAAAUAGUUCAGCCAACUAUCCUGCGGAAAACUUAUAGCCCAGAUGACUAUUUUAGAAAAUUUGAACCAAGACUGUACUCUCUUGACUCAAAUAGUGAUGAUAUGGACUCCUUGACAGAUGAGGAAAUCUUAUCCAAGUACCAGCUGGGCAUGCUGCACUUCAGCACUCAGUACGAUCUGCUGCAUAAUUACCUAAUAGUUCGAGUCAUUGAGGCUAAGGAUCUGCCUCCCCCCAUUUCAUAUGACGGCUCGAGGCAAGAUAUGGCUCACUCCAACCCCUACGUGAAGAUCUGCCUGCUUCCAGAUCAGAAGAACUCCAAGCAGACCGGCGUUAAGCGCAAAACGCAAAACCCAGUGUUUGAAGAGAGGUACACAUUUGAAAUCCCAUUUUUAGAAGCCCAGAGAAGAACUCUGCUUUUAACUGUAGUGGAUUUUGACAAAUUCUCACGCCAUUGUGUCAUUGGCAAAGUGUCAAUGCCCUUGAGCGAUGUAGACCUUGUGAAAGGCGGACACUGGUGGAAAGCCCUUGUUCCUAGUUCUCAGAAUGAAGUUGAGCUGGGGGAGCUGCUGUUGUCACUAAACUACCUGCCCAGUGCAGGAAGACUGAACGUGGACAUCAUUAGAGCAAAACAGCUUCUUCAGACAGACAUGAGUCAAGGUUCAGAUCCCUUUGUGAAAAUUCAGCUUGUUCAUGGAUUGAAGUUAACAAAAACCAAGAAAACCUCCUGCAUGCGGGGGACGAUAGAUCCCUUCUACAACGAGUCCUUCAGCUUCAAGGUUCCCCAAGAAGAACUGGAAAAUGCCAGCUUGGUGUUCACAGUGUACGGGCACAACGUGAAGAGCAGCAAUGACUUCAUCGGGCGGAUCGUCAUCGGUCAGUACUCCACAGGCGCUCCCGAGUCCAACCACUGGCGCCGGAUGCUCAAUGCGCACCGGACGGCUGUGGAACAGUGGCACAGCCUGCGCUCACGGGAGGAGUGUGACCGCGUCUCCCCGGCGUCCCUGGAGGUGACAUGAGGUGUGGCACCUGCGGCGGCCAAACCGAACAGGCGGGCAAGGCGGGGAACAAACUCCAACCUCCAGAUCACCCAACCUCACUCCCACCCCACAGCAGCCCCAUUGGACUGAAGCGGCUGCCAGUACCCGCCUGGCUGCGUUGGCCUUUGUGCAAACCUUCGCAGCGCCAACCAUGUCCCGCUGGGUCCUGUGCCAGCAGCUCCUCGGUGGCACCGGCCGCCUGACUGGCUGGACCCAUUGCUCCCCGCGCCCGGCACCGCUCUGCUGUUCUACUGACGGAGAGCAUUGUCCAGAGCAGCAGGAGGCAGGUGGAGGUGCCACAGGACAUGCCAAGAUGGGGAAGUUUUCUGAGUUGCGUCCACUCUCCUUACGGUCCAAAUCCAUGACUUGUCCUCUUGGAGAUAUACGUACCUGUGUGCUCUCGUUGGUGAACAUCAUAAUUAGGCUAGGAUGUUUUUUUUAAAUGGUAGAAGCUGUGGUGAAGUCGAUUCUGGCUCCAGUUUUGUCCUUGUACUUGUUUCAACAGAAUUAAUCUCCUGUUAGUACAUGGCUGGCACGCACAGCCCUUGCUGUGCGGGGCCAACGUGCUGCCAGCAGUGGGGCCUGCCACUCUCCAUAGCAGUCUGUGUGCGUCCAGUAGAUACCGUGAUGAUAUAGCGAGUAAAUGUCUCCAGUAGCAUUUGUACUUCUCACUCCUUCCCGAUGUUGUGCAAAAGAAACCUGCUGUGGGGACUUCUGCAGUUAAGAAUGCCCCAAAUGCACAAUUUCAGUUCCCUGAUAGACUGCAGUGACUCCUUCUGUGUUGUGUGUGUUUACCGAGGUAGUUUUCCAGGUCAGCACAUGAACGUAGGUGUGGUCAAGCUGUCCCGUUGGUUGCUUCUGUACAUUAUUUUUUUUUUUUCACGGCAUAUUGUCUGGUAUGAUGCAGAUUGUAUAUUUAUUGAAAAUAAAAAUCUAUUUAAUUGUGCCACGCA
This is a messenger RNA of Numida meleagris (helmeted guineafowl), 2487 nucleotides long. RefSeq names its product synaptotagmin 17 (gene SYT17). Bases 89 to 1513 code for a protein of 474 amino acids. The record is from RefSeq and is a predicted model, not a curated record. Gene Ontology annotation, cellular component: membrane. NCBI's taxonomy places the organism in Eukaryota, Metazoa, Chordata, Aves, Galliformes, Numididae. Gene Ontology annotation, biological process: cellular response to calcium ion; regulation of calcium ion-dependent exocytosis; calcium-ion regulated exocytosis. Gene Ontology annotation, molecular function: phosphatidylserine binding; calcium ion binding; calcium-dependent phospholipid binding. The transcript has 8 exons.